Anisakis simplex (herring worm) is the source of this 294-nucleotide messenger RNA. NCBI's taxonomy places the organism in Eukaryota, Metazoa, Nematoda, Chromadorea, Rhabditida, Anisakidae. The record is from the annotation of a GenBank genome assembly.
AUGACAUCAUCUUCAUCGGACCAUGAUGAUCGCAGCUCUCCUGAUUCACUUCCCCCGUCAACGACAUCAUCUACUCAACAAAUUCUCGGUGACGAAUUCGUGAAAACACUCGAAAAAAUAUCUAAACAGCAAUCGUCGACAUUGGCUGCUGCAACAACCGAGAGUAGUGCGGGAGCACACACCUCGCAUGGUGCCGGCAACUACAGAACCGAGUUGAAACGUCCUGAUCUCAAAGGGGAUGAGAGGCAAUCAACACAAGAUGACGGUUAUUACCGAAAGGAGUAUGUGUGGUAG